Molecule: messenger RNA, 538 nt
Organism: Olea europaea var. sylvestris
Lineage: Eukaryota; Viridiplantae; Streptophyta; Magnoliopsida; Lamiales; Oleaceae
Exons: 2
Coding region: 58-366 (102 amino acids)
Source: RefSeq, a predicted model, not a curated record
GUGAAAAACUUUUCUCCUACAAAUAACGCGGAGCACUCCGAAACCUUAAUUCUUAACAUGGAUAUAAACCUAAGAGAAUUCAGCUUCUGCGUUGAAAGAUACAGAGAAGAAAGGCAUAUUAAUACAAAUCAAGAAACCAAGAUGAUCCGAGUAAUGGAUGAAAGAGAAGUCAGUCUUCAUUCACUGGCAAUUCCAUGCAGAUUGUUGAGGUUUAUUGUUCCUUUUGGAUUGCUCAGAACAUUCGCAGGCCAGAGAUUAUUUGCAGACCAAUGCCAGAUUUUGUGCGAUUUCAUAUCGGUGAAGCUUGCAGAAGAGGCAGCGAAGCCUGUGAUUUUGGGUCCCCGUUUACAUGAUAAGUGUAAAUGAUGCCAUGGAAAAGAACUCAUUCAUGUUCGACUUUUACUUUUACCACUUAUUGAAAUUCUAUAAUGUUGAGAUUUUUACUUUUCUUAUACAGAUUCUUCGUCAAUUGUGGUUUCUUGAUUUAAUUUUAGGUACAGUAUUACGUUUGAAAGAAAAUUGCAGCAUUGGUCACCAA